Molecule: messenger RNA, 6860 nt
Organism: Porites lobata
Lineage: Eukaryota; Metazoa; Cnidaria; Anthozoa; Scleractinia; Poritidae
Source: the annotation of a GenBank genome assembly
AUGGAACGGGAAGAGCAUAUACAACGCUAUUUAAUUUCAUCGCAGCCGCCAUAUGAUAACUACUACAAUAUUUCCAAGGCUGUUUAUCCGUCUGUGGAUUUGCCUUCUUUGCUGAUCAAGAUCACUGUUACUUUCCUAAAUGGCAGCGACAAUCUCACUCAUUUAGCCGCAUCGUCCCGAUCUCCGAUCAAUGGUAGUACUUCCAGUAUCUCACAGACAGGGGAAAGUUUCCGCGAAACUACAGAAACGAAGAUCGCGACAUACAAGUUCACGUGGAGUGCAUCCUGUUUGUAUGUCAGUGGAGGAAGCAUAAGCUUGGCUUCCAUGAAUGCGUUUUCUUUGUGGGCUAUUUAUCCAAACAGGCGAGAAAGACAGCUACACUUAACAUUGCCACAGUUCUGUAGGGGAUUUUCUGCUGACACCAUGAUCUACUUCCUUUCCACGGUAGGACUUUUAGCCAUUUCAUUACUGUUAACUGAUCAUCAUCAUCAUCAUCAUCACAAACAACAUCAUCAUCAUCAUCAUCAUUAUCAUUAAGGACUGGAGGAACAUACUGAGGCGCAAUCAAGGAAGCAGUGAUUCCCCCUUUUGUUUUAACUGAUUUUCUUCUGCAUUUCCCUUGAGUGUUCUCCUGGAGAUGGUGAUAAGAUGUCUUUCCCCUCACCUGACCCCUGUCUAGCUAACUUGCCUUCUCAAAAAUAGCUGAUAAGGAUAUAGCUUACCCUUCCAAAUUAUUCAGUUCAUAAUUAACAAUUAUUGGACGAGGUUGAGCAAAAUAUCAUGAUUUGUCAGUGGUGAGCAGAUCAAUAGACCAUUUUACAGUUAUCAGCUUAGUACCUUAGCCUCUGAGUGAAUUUGGGGCUGAGGUUGACCUUGUUUCGAUACAAACCUUUCUUCUUUUGUUAUGAAAAUUAUGCUAAAAAUACUAGUUAGCAAAAGAACACCUUACAUUAACAUAGUAAAGGAGGAACGGUUGUAUCAAAACAAGGAAACUGCAGCCUCAUUUCCACUUGUAUAGUAACUGUACUAGUAAUAGUUGACACUACAGCUGCCCCCCCUCUGUAUAUUGUCGGUCAAUAGUAUUCUUGCUCGUUGUGUAGCUCUUUGAAAUAUACCGAUUCAUAAUGAGGAUUUUCACACAUAUUCCAUACAAUAGGUGAGAUAAAUACAGGAAACGCAAGGUUUCAUGCACAGUUUUGGUUCGAUUUACACAGGUUUGAUCAAAACAUUCUCAGUUUCGAGAAUAGUUUAUUCUAAACCAUAAGAAAAGAUUUAAUUAGAGGUUGAAUUUUUUGCUAUUUCUCUUUCACUUUUUCCAUUCAGUUCAUUUUAUUUGACAGAAAGUAAGCCUUAGAAAUUAAAAGGACAUUUGAUCAAUUCACGCUCGUACACUCUAGUCUUAUUUUAACCUUUGUAGCAGAAGGACUUCUGUGAUCAAGGAAUAAGUCAGCACAUAAUUUGUUUGUUGUUCACUCAUCUUGCUUGUUUGGGGCUGAGUCUUAUUCCGGUCAAAAAGAGAGAAAGAGUGUCGGGCAAGGUUUCCAACCAAAGAUAUGUGAACUCAUGUCUGGCAAACUCUCCAAGUGUUUAUAUAUACAUAGUUAUACACACCGUAUAACUUCAUCUGGGCGUAACAAGUGUCUUUUGGUCCAUAACUUUCACAACAACUGCUCCCAGAAUGUCACUGAUAAAACGUAACGCAAAAGUGUAUUGAAGUAUGACUGCACAAUAAUUGUCACAAAAUCUAGCUAAGCGGUCUCUUCGGGAUUUUCUGUCUUUACGUCAUCCUAACCAUUUCGUACUUGCGGGCACAAACAAUAGAAACGUCAUCAUUACCUACCGGUUCCUCGCGGCCCCUGUUCAAGCAAAUCAAGAUUUUUUGGCGUAUUGACUGUAUAUUUCAACUGUAAGUACUUUCCUUAAUAUACGUGCAAGUUACCAGAGUGCCUCCUCGGGAUUUCAUCUUCUGGGCGAAAUCCCCACGGGAGCAAAAAUGGACUGUUAUUUGCCGAAACCAAAGGCUAAGACAAAUAACUGAUCUGGGAGACACUGACAAAUCACGAUAUUUUGCAAUAACUGAGUUCAAUAAUAUUGUUUUAUAAUUCAGUGACCAAGUUUGUUUUUUGAUAAAUAUCUUCGGGAAGCUGCCAUUUUCAUGCAAGAGUUAUCGCAAAAAGGAGAAAAGUGCGGUUUCUUUUACACAUGAGCAGAAUGUUAUUUGCAGCCAAACACAAUUGCACAACAUAAUUGCACAUGAGCAGACCAUUAUUUGUAGGCAGUUAUUUGCAGGUCACAUGGUGGGCUCUCGGCCAAUGAAAAGGAAGAAAAUUUGCUUCGAAUGAUAGUGUAAUAUAGUAUUCAUUUUCAAAUCAUAAAUUUGUCUCAGUAAAUGCCUUCAAAAAACAAAAAGGUAACUAAAAUAUUAUUGACACUGGACCAGGUGUUCUUUGUCUGGGAACAUAGAAUAUUGAGCCUCGCUAUGUGUACCAAUGGAUGUCGUUUUCGUUGCACAGCCAAUCAGAAGCAGUUUUCCCAGAUCUUGGUUAUGACAUGUCAUCAGUAAGAAAUUUCUGUUGUUGUUCCUCAGUGAUCAUUUCACAAGGAAACCAGUGGUGGGGUCCUGACAAUAGAGAGAUUUAGAGUCACGUUUACAGCAAACAGCAAACAUUUGUAUUGACUUUAUUGCUUUACAUGCUUUCUGUUCAUUAUUUCUAACCCACAACUAUUAGCUUCAUGUUAGUCUUGUUAAUCACAGUAAUAUUUUUUGGCUGUUUUGAGCUUGUCAUUUUCUGUUUUGUGAAAUUCUCAACCUGAAUCUGAUGUUUGCUGUUUGCCAUAAACAUCACUCAAACCUUUCUAAAUAAUAUCAGUAUGAAAUUCCUUAUUUUUGAGGGAAAAAAGGAUAUUGGGGGUAACAAUAAUAACAAUAAAUACAUUUUUAUAUGGCGCAUGUACAAAGCUCAAUUGUAGUAGGAAAACUGUGGAGGUCAUUGUUUAUUUUUCUCCAUAACAUAUGAUUUUAUGACGGUGAUUCCAUGUUACGGACAUUACGUUCAGAUACUAAAAUUAAUAUUUUGAAACCCCAAUUUAGAUGUCAAAAUGUUCAUUAAGGGUGUUCAAACAUAUCUAGAAAGUCUUUUUAGUGUUCCCUUUGUACCUAAUAAAAAGAUGCUUUGGUUAGCUCUUAAGACCUUGAAGGUAUGAGUUGAAGAAAGUGUGUUGCAGACAUUACAGUGUAAACAACCACUUUUUAAAGUAACUUUCUUUAAAGAGAUUUUCCUGUGAAUUUUUAACCUUGAGCAGAAAAUAAUUGUGCCUUCAAAACAUAACAAUAAUUAGAAUUUUCAACUGUCAAAAAAAAAUUCCAUGCAACCUUGUUCCUGUGAUUCUACAAACAAAAGUUUGCGUUGCGGACAUUACACAAAAUUGUUGCGGACAUUACAUUUUUGGGAACACAUUUCUUAUCAUUCUCUUCCUAGUCAGUGUUGCUGACUGUGGCUAUGUCCAUUUGUUCUGUAGUUACUUGUCUAAAAAUGAAGCUGUGAAAUUAUCAUUUACUUUAUUUAUGUUCUAUUAUAAUAUUAUAUAAUCUCCUGCUGAGACCUAGUAUCAUGCAAUACCAGUCAGAUUUUUUUCUGCUACACUGACUCCUUAAAAUAAUUUCCAAAUUAAUUUUAUUACAUCUCAAGUAAAUGUUCUGAGAAAAAAGUGUUCUCAGUAGUGAGGAUAUUAUUUUGUUUUUUACAAAACUGAUUUGGCUACUGAAAUUAUCAUAUUUUGUCAUUCAGUCUGACUUAAAGAUAGAUAAAAUGUAAAUUUGCACUAAAAUUGCACAUUGUUCACUACACAUUAUAUUACAAAUUCUUGUUAAAAAAAUAAUACCCAUUCAAGUUUAUGGAAGAAACAAUGAUGGUUAGAGCUUUUCCUCAAAAGCAUGCUUACAAACUGUUCUGAGCAUGCUCAGCAGUACAAAACCCCUGACCAGCUACUCAUUGGCCAUUUUGGAGUUGCAUAGGGAACUGGGGCAAGUUUCAAAUUUAAACUAAUCGAUAAACUGACACCACCAUAUAAAAGGUCAUGUUGAGAUUGGUUGGUUGAGCAGGUUUGGUGCUCUAAAGUUGAACAGGGAUCAAGUUAUGACUCUUGAAACACAGUUAAAGAUCCAUACAAAUGUCACUCUGUAAUUUUGUGACAGCGUCCCCCAAAACCAUAAUUAUAAACUCUUUAAAAUAUUUUUCUGUUUUUCUGUUAAGGUACUGGAAAAUUCGUCAUGCAUCUAUACUACUUUAUGGAAGGAACUAAUUUGAAAAUCACUAUGUUUGCCCAUUUUCAAGAAUAUCACACAAAUCGUAAAUUAUUUAGAAUGUUUUUAAUAGUUUGUAAAUUAAAUUCAUUGGACAUUUUACGGAAAAGCUACCAGCUCUUUUUAAUUUGCCACUUACAUUUGUACAUCAAUAAAAAGCAAUUUAGUGUUACGUGGGCUGUUGUCUGAAUCUAAUUCAGAGAUAGUAAGAAGUAAAUAUCCCCAACAGCCUGAAUAAAUGAAAAAUUUAACAUGUGUAAUGUCCGCAACGUAAUGUCCGCAACACUUUUCAACGUAUAAUUUCUGAGCAAAGAAAACCCACCCAGGAAAUGUUUUGAGAUUAAAAUAGAGUAUACAUCAGACUAACUGAGCAGCAUCAAUAGCACAUGAGAAUACAGCACACUGUGUACAGGAACUGAAAAAAGGUACCUUCACGUUGCAGACAUUACGUAAUGUCCGCAACAAAAAUUCAAUGUCAAUUUUCUUGGGAAAGUGCCAGUAGCUGGAUAAUAAUUUAUAGCCUAAUGAUAGUGUAAGGCAAAGGUUAUAAUACACACAUACUUUUAUGUUAACUGUAUGUUUUCUUAGAUGUUAAAACUUUGUUUAAAAUUUCCUUCCAAAAAUUCCAAAUAUAAUGAGAUUCAAAUUCUCUGGAUUUCGUGCCUUCUCACAUUAAGCACAUGGACAAGACGCACAAGAUCUCAGUAAUUUCAAACAGACCAUUGUUUCAGCUUUCUGUUGGUUAAGUUUCAUUGUGCAAAAUUUUAUUUUAAAAAAUUCAAAAUUUCAUUGUCUCGUGUGGAAUUGCCCAUGAGCAGAAAUUAUCAUGGGCUUUUCCAGUCCCUGCAUGGUUUUGAGCAGGGCGGUGUGAUAAGCAUUAGCAGUGGCAGUAAUAAUAGCAGUGCCAAUAUCAGUAGCAGCAGUAGUAGCAUCAACCUCAUUCCCAGGGUUUUCUUCUACAGUCAAACCCCGCUUUAUGGACACCCACUUAAUAUGGACACCUUGUUAUUAUGGACAGUUUGCUAAUUGUCUCUGGGGAAAGAAAGACCUUACAUUUUCUCUAAAUUCAACCCACAUUAUGUGGACACCCCGUUAAUACCGACACUUUCUGUCCGUAUUAACGGUGUUUGACUGUACUUGUCGCCCAAAGUGCAAGGGAGAGAUGGUCUCUCUCUCUCUCACACACACACACACACACACUCGAGGGGAUGAUUAGGAGAGAACCAGAGAAUACUGGGAGUGAAGUUAUGUAGCAGCAACAGCAGAAGUUGCUGCAGCAUCAGCAGUAGUAGUGGCAGCAAUACAGUUAGAAGAGUAGAAGCAGGGGCAGCAGUAGCCGUGCUUUCAGUAUCAUUAGUAGCAGCAGCAAAUUAAAGCAACAGCAGUAGUCAAUAAGUAGCAGUAGCAGCACAGUGGGAGGAAGAGCAGCCACAGCAGCAGAAGCAGCAGUAGUAAUAGUAGUUGUCAUCGUUUAGGGUUUGUCGCUUUUUUAUGCGACUUUAGGCAACUUUUUGAGAGUGUUUUGUUUUAGUAGUUCCGUUCUUGCUUUGAUUUGUAGUUGCAGGACAUAGCAGUAUUGCCACAUCUUCCUGAUCCAAGUCUGAACACAGUAGAGUGUGUUACCAUGGGUCAUGGUAAAGCUCCAGCUUUUUCUGAUUGGAAGAACCUGCUUCAUAAAGUGUGUUGGUACAUUCUGUCGAUUAGUUUGAUAUUCAGUCAAGUUGCUUCACAGUGGCUUGUAGUGCAGCUAAAAGAGUGGAACAAGAAAAAAAAUUACAGCAAAGUUGCAGCAGUAAUGUUGUUAUCCUUAGUUGUUUUUAUUUCGGGACUCUACUUAAUUUAUUAUGCCUGGAAACGUUCCGGCAACACUGAGAAAUAUGCACUGGUAUUCUUUAUAUGUGUAAUGGUUGUAUUGGUUCGGAGGGCAGUUUGGUGUUUGGGACGUAUCUGUUGGGAUAAUAAUUUUGAUAAUUUAUGCUGGUUGAGCUUGGUAAAGGGCCAUGAGAAUGACCCAAGCACAAAUGUUAUUUCUUUCUUCAUCCUUUACCCAGCAAUAUUUAUGACAUGCCAUCAUUUGUUGUGGAUAUUGCUAGGCGUUAUAACAGAACCAUUUUGGGGGGUUUCAGUUUUAGUGGCUGUCAUUUCUGUUUCCGCCGUUCUCAUUUUCUUUUCAUAUGAUUUCUACGACUUUUAUCUUUCCCAUGAAGCUACGUGCAGUUGUGGUAGAUGCCGUUCUGAACCAAAAAAUUGUAAGAAGUGGUUUCCGUUUGCGAUGUCUUUAAUUCUUGUUCUAGGGAGUUGCGCUGCAUUUGUACUGUUGAUAAUUGUUCUGUUAGUAGUUGCACAGUCGUUCCUUAGUGAGAGCCUUGUUUCCACGUUAGUUCAAAAUGGUUUGGUGAUUUUCUCAACUGUGUGGCUUGGCUAUCUGAAGCUACAUCAAGCAAAAGAAACAGCAGAAACCGGGAACGGUGGGAAUCAUGUUAAUGCAGGAAAUUCGAACCAGUCAGGUCAACCCGGUUAUGAACUUGUAGGUGUUCAAGGGCAAGAGAGACCUUAA